Molecule: messenger RNA, 1431 nt
Organism: Acaulospora colombiana
Lineage: Eukaryota; Fungi; Glomeromycota; Glomeromycetes; Diversisporales; Acaulosporaceae
Source: the annotation of a GenBank genome assembly
AUGGCGAAAUACGCACCGUUGAGCACUUCUGAAAAUCCCUCUUCGCCUCCAACUCUCGCUCAGGAGAGACGAGAUACAAAGUUCAAUUACAUAAUUUUGUUUCUGUUUCUCACCAUUGGAAUAACUGUUUUGUCCACCAUACCUUCGAUCAUAUAUUUGGCUGAUAAUGAAUCGUGGUGGGAGUCGACAGGAUCCACCCAUCAAACAUCAUCACUAAUGGAACAAACUAAUACCCAUUUGAUAGAAUUUUCAAAGACCACAUCACAUCCCGAACCUCUUCCCACACAUAUCGGCAAACCCCCAAAAGAAAUGACCAAGCCAAAAAUCGUCGGUUACUUCACCGCGUGGUCAAUUUACGCCAGAGGUUACAAUGUUUACGAUAUUGACGCUUCCAAGCUUACCCAUAUUAAUUACGCCUUCUUCAAUUUGUCGCCCGACGGUAAAGUCGUUUCCGGCGAUCCAUGGGCGGAUACGGACAAACAUUUUGAUGGGGACUCUUGGAAUGAUGAAGGCACCAACUUGUACGGGAACCUGAAACAAUUGGCCCUAUUGAAGGAAAGGUACAGCCAUCUUAAGGUCCUCAUCUCAAUUGGUGGUUACACGUGGUCGACGAAUUUCGGUCCGGUCACCGCAAACCCUGUGACCAGGAAGACCAUGGUUGACUCUCUUCUGAAGUUGCUUAAGGAUUUUUACAUCGAUGGCAUCGAUAUUGACUGGGAGUACCCCAAGAAUUCGAGAGAAGGUGAAAACUACGUACAAUUGGUCCGAGAACUUCGAAAUGCGCUGGACGAUUACGCCGCAGAAAUAGGUGAAACCACGCCAUUCCUCAUAACCGCUGCAUUACCGUGUGGACCCGAUAAUUACAAUAAAAUUCCACUACGAGAACUUGCCCGUUAUCUUGAUUUUCUCAAUCUCAUGGCUUAUGACUUUGCCGGAUCUUGGUUACCGGUCACCGGUCAUCAAUCAAACUUGUACGGCAAAGAUAUAUCCGUUGAUAGAGCGGUCGGUGAUUAUUUGGCCGCCGGACCUUUGAAAACACAAAUGGGUUUGGCUCCCCGUACAACGGAAUCGGUCCCGGCUCUUUUGAGGCCGGUGUUUACGAUUACAAGCAUUUGCCCCUGGGAGGGUGCGGUCGAAUACUUUGACGAGAAUUACGUCGCGGGCUAUAGUUAUAGCCCCGAUUCCAUGGAAUUUGUCACUUACGAUACGCCACCCGUGAUUGCAAAAAAGGUUGGAUAUAUUAAAGAGAAGAGGUUGAACGGUGUAAUGUUUUGGGAUCUUUCCAGUGACGUGCCAACCGAUGAUCCCCGAUCUUUGCUUUCUGCUGCGUAUAAUUCUUUUGGUGGGUCGCAAUACUUGGAUAAUAGCUCCAACCACCGGAAUUAUCCAUCGAGUGUCUAUGACAAUGUGAGACAUCGAUUUGGUAGUUGA